Messenger RNA from Pecten maximus, 2636 nucleotides. Its product is annotated as aspartate aminotransferase, mitochondrial-like. The record is from RefSeq and is a predicted model, not a curated record. Bases 48 to 1328 code for a protein of 426 amino acids. Gene Ontology annotation, molecular function: L-aspartate:2-oxoglutarate transaminase activity; pyridoxal phosphate binding. Gene Ontology annotation, cellular component: mitochondrion. The transcript is spliced from 11 exons. NCBI's taxonomy places the organism in Eukaryota, Metazoa, Mollusca, Bivalvia, Pectinida, Pectinidae. Gene Ontology annotation, biological process: biosynthetic process; L-aspartate catabolic process.
AUUUGAUUUCGGAGUUGCUUCCCUUGCAUACCGGCUGACCUUCAAGCAUGGCUGUCAGACAAUUUUCCAAGAUUUCCAAACUGCUCCCACAAAAUGCAACUUUUGUUGCAUCGAGUAAGCUCAGCUCAACAUGGGCUAAUGUGGAAAUGGGUCCACCAGAUGCCAUUCUUGGAGUCACAGAAGCAUUCAAACGUGACACCAAUCCAAAAAAGAUUAACCUGGGUGUGGGAGCUUAUCGUGAUGACAGUGGGAAACCAUUUAUCCUGGAAUGUGUCAAAGAGGCUGAGCAGAUGAUGCUAAGGGAAGGUGUAGACCAUGAGUAUGCCCCUAUCACUGGACCACCCGAGUUCUGUAAGGAGGCUGCAAAGCUGGCAUUCGGGAAUGACAGCUCAGUCAUCAAGGAGGGCAGGAAUGUAACAGUACAAGGUGUGUCGGGAACAGGAUCACUCAGGAUCGGUGGUGCCUUCUUUUCGAGUUGGUAUGCAAAGAGCAAGGUGUUCUACCUUCCAAGUCCCUCCUGGGGAAACCAUACACCUAUCUUCAAGCAUUCAGGUCUGGAGGUCAAGUCUUACAGAUAUUAUGACCCAGGUACCUGUGGAUAUGACUUCAGUGGAGCGAUGGAGGAUAUAUCGAAUAUACCGGAGGGUAGUACUGUUGUACUUCAUGCAUGUGCCCACAACCCAACUGGUGUAGACCCAAGGCCUGAACAAUGGAAGGAGAUGAGUGCUCUUAUAAAGAAGAAGAAAUUGUUCCCCUUCUUUGACAUGGCAUAUCAAGGAUUUGCCAGUGGUGACAUUGACAAGGAUGCCUUUGCAGUUCGCCAGUUCCUGGAGGAUGGACACCAAAUUGCUCUGGCUCAAUCUUUUGCCAAGAACAUGGGACUGUACGGUGAAAGAGCUGGUGCCUUCAGUAUUGUGUGUGGGACUAAGGAGGAAGCAGACAGAGUUAUGUCUCAGGUCAAGAUCCUCAUCCGACCCAUGUACUCCAAUCCUCCAGUCCACGGAUCCCGCAUCGCUGCCCGAGUUCUCUCCAACCCAGAGCUAAGAACUAUCUGGCUGGGUGAAGUAAAAGGUAUGGCUGACCGCAUCAUCAGCAUGAGAACCAGACUGAGGGACGGACUGGCCAAGGAAGGGUCAAGCCACAACUGGCAGCAUAUCACUGACCAGAUUGGCAUGUUCUGUUUCACCGGACUCAAACCAGACCAGGUGGAGAAACUGACAAAGGAUUACUCUGUAUACUUGACAAAGGAUGGAAGGAUUUCCGUGGCUGGCAUUACAUCUAGUACCGUCGACUAUCUCGCUCAUGCUAUACACCAGGUCACAAAGUGAAAGUACAUCCCAACGAAGGAACACUUUACAUGAGGGAUGUGUUCAAAACAAAAACGUUUGCAAUGUUUUGAACCUAUCCUUGAUCACAAAGCAAAAAUACAUAUUAAUGUUUCAAAGUUGGUCUGGAUGUGUAAGGUGUUAAUCCGGAUUAAGAGACUGAAAGAUAUCACCAAGGCAUGCUAGGUAUAAGGAUUACCGGUAUUGUUUCCUCAUAAAACAUUAGUCUUAUUUGAAAAUCCUCAAAAUCAGCCAUAUUGAAGUUUACACCAUGUGUAAGAGGGGUGGUUGAAACAAGCUGGGAAGGAUCUGAAAAAAGUGCUAUUGAUGUGUGAACUCUAUGUAUUAUAUUGCCAAAAUACUUGUAAAACUGAAACUUUUUAGAGAAUACUUUAACAUUAUUUAUUUUUGUAUGAGAAGUUAAUUUCUUUAAUCAUACUCAACAGCUUACGCAUGUUUGCCUUUAAAUUCUGUUCAAGAUUUAAUAUAAGUCAAUCUUAAAUAAACUCCAGCCAACCAGCUUUGUCUGCCUUGUCAUGCUAUACUGGUUUAUAGCACAGGUGUUGGCCAACUGUGGUUUAUGCAUAUAAAGUAUUUAAAAAUCAAUUACUAGUUUGUGAUUUCCUUUUGAAAAUAUAUUGUAGAAUAUUACGGUUUUUUUUUGUUUUGUUUGUUGAGACAUACUGUUGGUUGAAUAUUGUAUUUACCGAAUGUAGUCAUUAUAGAAUUUGUUUUAUAAGGUACACAUGUACUUAAUUCUUUGGAUGUACUAGAAUAAACUACAUUUAACCCAUUCCUAGUGAUAAGCCCAACCAUGUUUAUUGCAGUUCUAUAAAAAUGCUUAGAAAAUAUUAUUGUCCUACAAUAAGCCCACACCAAUCUUGAGUCAAUAUUUAUAUGGUGGUCCCUCGCCUUAUUAUAGGACAGAUAUGAUCAGUGUUUUUGUUGGCUCUAAUUUGUAUCUAAUUUUGCAUAAUAUGCUAUGAAUCAAUGAUACCAAACAUGGUACAGUAUAUAUUUUUUGAACCCGUGUUCAUGGAAAGUCACUUAGGAUCAACGUUUUAUUCAAGUUAAAAGCAUUCAUUUCACUUUUCAAUAGUCAAAUGGAAUUCAUUGAAUAUAUUAACCAGUGAGUUUAAAGUGGUAUUUGCUACCAGUAGAUUAACAUAUUCUAAUCUGGCGAGAUAGACAGGUUUUAUUAGGUUUGAAAGUGGUUGUUAUUUCUGUUGGUUGAAUAAAGUAUAAGUUAUUGUUAUAAACUGGAAAUUCAACAGCGAUAGGAUGUAAACAAAAUAAAAUACAUGAACAUCA